This is a messenger RNA of Jaculus jaculus (lesser Egyptian jerboa), 2662 nucleotides long. RefSeq names its product nuclear receptor subfamily 4 group A member 1 (gene Nr4a1). The transcript is spliced from 8 exons. NCBI's taxonomy places the organism in Eukaryota, Metazoa, Chordata, Mammalia, Rodentia, Dipodidae. The record is from RefSeq and is a predicted model, not a curated record. Gene Ontology annotation, cellular component: transcription regulator complex; nucleus. Bases 309 to 2105 code for a protein of 598 amino acids. Gene Ontology annotation, biological process: regulation of transcription by RNA polymerase II; cellular response to corticotropin-releasing hormone stimulus. Gene Ontology annotation, molecular function: nuclear glucocorticoid receptor binding; nuclear receptor activity; RNA polymerase II cis-regulatory region sequence-specific DNA binding.
AGGCCACCAUGGACAGAGGCCAGUCCCUGCCCCUCCCUGGUGUCUUGGCUGCUUGGCUGGGCCCCGAAGGCAGAGGAGACUGUGUGAAUGUUGACAGGGUCCUUCCGGCCCCUCCAGAGCGAGGAGGACAUCCUGGCUCGAGACAGUUCCCAUCCAGAGCCUGCUCUGCGGGUGCACAGCCUCAGCCGGGCACGGCAGGCUGCUCAGGCUGUCUCCUCGCCCCGCUGGACUCCCUGAGGAGGUAAAGAGAGCGCCCCUGACUCUGGAUCCUCCCUUCAUUGUCCAGGGCCGUGAGGAGGAGAGCUGAGAUGCCCUGUAUCCAAGCCCAAUAUGGGACACCAGCACCAAGCCCGGGACUGCAUGACCACCUCGCUAGUGACCCCCUGACCACUGAGCUCAGCAAGCCCAUCAUGGACCUGGCCAGCCACGAGGCAGUCCCCGCUGCCCCCACCACCCUGCCCAGCUUCAGCACCUUCAUGGACAGCUACACCGGAGAGUUUGACACCUUCCUGUACCAGCUGCCAGGGACAGCCCAGCCAUGCUCCUCGGCCUCCUCCACAUCCUCGUCUUCCUCCUCAGCCACCUCUCCCGCCUCUGCUUCCUUCAAGUUCGAGGACUUCCAGGUGUACGGCUGCUACCCUGGCACCCUGAGCGGUCCACUAGACGAGACCCUGUCCUCCAGCGGCUCUGACUAUUACGGCAGCCCUUGUUCCGCUCCGUCACCGUCCACACCCAGCUUCCAGCCGCCCCAGCUCUCCCCCUGGGACGGCUCGUUUAGCCACUUCUCCCCCAGCCAGACUUACGAAGGCCUGCGGGCAUGGACAGAGCAGCUGCCCAAGGCUUCUGGGCCCCCACCACCUCCGGCCUUCUUUUCCUUCAGUCCUCCAGCUGGUCCCAGCCCCUGCCUGGCCCAGAGCUCCCUGAAGUUGUUCCCAUCAUCUUCGGCUGCCCACCAGCUGGGGGAAGGAGAGAGCUAUUCCAUGCAGCAGGCAGCUUUCCCCGGCUUGGCGCCCACCUCCCCGCACCUUGACAGCUCUGGGAUUUUGGACGCGCCCAUGACCUCGGCCAAGGCCCGCAACGGGGCUCCAGGUGGCAGUGAGGGCCGCUGUGCUGUUUGUGGGGACAACGCUUCGUGCCAGCAUUAUGGUGUCCGCACCUGCGAGGGCUGCAAAGGCUUCUUCAAGCGCACUGUGCAGAAAAGCGCCAAGUACAUCUGCCUGGCAAACAAGGACUGCCCUGUGGACAAGAGGCGGCGGAACCGCUGCCAAUUCUGCCGCUUCCAGAAGUGCCUGGCUGUGGGCAUGGUGAAGGAAGUUGUACGGACAGACAGCCUCAAGGGGCGACGGGGCCGGCUGCCUUCAAAACCCAAGCAGCCCCCAGAUGCCUCCCCUGCCAAUCUCCUCACAUCCCUUGUCCGGGCACACCUGGAUUCAGGGCCCAGUACUGCCAAGCUGGACUACUCCAAGUUCCAGGAGCUGGUGCUGCCCCGCUUUGGGAAGGAGGAUGCACGUGAUGUGCAGCAGUUCUACGACCUGCUCUCGGGUUCCCUGGACGUCAUCCGCAAGUGGGCCGAGAAGAUCCCCGGCUUUGCAGAGCUGACCCCAGGCGACCAGGACCUGCUGUUGGAGUCGGCCUUCCUGGAGCUCUUCAUCCUCCGCCUGGCCUACCGGUCGAAGCCCAGCGAGGGGAAGCUUAUCUUCUGCUCAGGCGUGGUGCUUCACAGGCUGCAGUGUGCCCGGGGCUUCGGCGACUGGAUAGACAGCAUUCUGGCCUUCUCGAUGUCCCUGCACAGCUUGGCUGUCGAUGUCCCUGCCUUUGCCUGCCUCUCUGCCCUUGUCCUCAUCACUGACCGGCAUGGGCUGCAGGAGCCACGGAGGGUAGAAGAGCUGCAGAACCGCAUCGCCAGCUGCCUGAAGGAGCACGUGGCUGCCGUGGCCGGAGAGCCGCAGCCAGCUAGCUGCCUGUCACGGCUACUGGGCAAACUGCCCGAGCUGCGGACCCUGUGCACCCAGGGCCUACAGCGCAUCUUCUACCUCAAGCUGGAGGACUUGGUGCCCCCUCCACCUAUCGUCGACAAGAUCUUUAUGGACACGCUGUCCUUCUGACCCCCGGCCCCGAACCUGCGUGCAAUGUGUGCGCACUCUUACGCCACCCCACGUGCCUUUAUCCCGCAGUCCACGGACCCCCAGAGCACCCUCCAGCCUGGGCUUGAGCUGAGACUGACCCACUGCCUCAACCUACUCCAGGAGGUCGACAGGGGGCUCAAGUCCAGGGCCAGGAGGUACAUUCAUGGGGGUGACCCCACUAUUUGUCUUACCCCCCAAAACCCAGCCCUGGCCUUCAUGUUUUUUGUAAGAUAAACCGUUUUUAACACAUGCCGCCCUGAUGUAAAUAAGCCAAAGCUGCUGUAAAUACAGGAAGGAAGAGGUUGAACUGGGGGGUUGGGAGGAAGGGAUGGGGCCCCACCAGCCUGGGCCAGCCUUUCCAGCCUCCUCCAGCCUGUGCUCCCUUCCCACCCUCCUUCCUCAUGUGUAUAGACUGUCACAAGGAAGAAGACAAAAUGACAGAUUCUGAUUUAUAUUUGUGUAUUUUUUCCUGGAUUUAUAGUAUGUGACUUUUCUGAUUAAUAUAUUUAAUAUAUUGAAUAAAAAAUAGACAUGUA